UUGUGGUACGCAUGUUUCCUAACUUUUUGAUGUAUCGAGUCGGAUUUAGGAGUCUGUAGCCGAAAGAUGAACAAGAAGUUGUGGAUUGAGGGCUUGCACGUCUGAAUACAUGAUCUGCAUCGCUUCCUCGGUUUAUGUUGGAUUCAUGCUGUAUAGCUGAUUCAACCAAUUAAUCCUUGUAAGAGAAUAUGUUGCCUUAUAGCUUCCAAGGUUAUUGCAGAAGAAGCAGGAAUUUACAGAUUUCCUUUUCAGAAGGUCUGCUAACCCUGUAUUUUACCCGGUAGAGUAGUUUGACAUUUUCAACUAGAUUAUCUGAUUGAAGGUCACAUACCAUCUGUUUGACUUACCAUUGUGGUUGUAUGAGACACUCAACUAGCUUCUUUAAUUGAAAAUGAGCUAUGGUUAAAGAAUUGUCUUUUGACAUGAGAGGGCAAGAACAGGUCAUGCAGCACCUAUUCAUCUAUUGCAUCCUCUUUUUUGGGUUGUCAUGAGACUUUGAAUGACAUUGGGAUAAGAUUGUCAAGCCUGGUGUUUCUUAAUAAUUAAAUCCGAGGGGCCUUUGACUGAAAUGUAAAAUGUCACGUAACCAGCUAUGGCUAUUGUUGUUACUUGUGCUGUUAUCUUGUAUAGCAGACAGUGUAUCAACAAUGAAUCAGCAAAAAGAUCGGUCGAUCAAAUCUGCAGUCUUCCUCUCUCCUCCUUUCUUUCUACAUCCUGGGUCUGUGGCCAAUAAAUUUUACUUUAACAUCCCGUUUCCGAAAGGCCAUAUCGCUCUCAAGAGCUUUGAUGCUGAGGUGAUUGAUGAGAAUGGCAUUCCUGUCCCCCUUCAUGAAACUUAUCUUCAUCACUGGAUCAUUGAGAGAUACUAUGGUAGAAAGGAAAGCCUUGCUGAUGGAAAUUCAGAGUUGAAAGCGUUCAACCAUUCCAAUUUCAUAUGGAUGAGAAAUGCUGGAAUCUGUAAGGGUACUCUGGGGCAGUACUAUGGUCUUGGUUCAGAAACCCGCAGAACUUCCACAUGGGUCCCCGAUCCCUAUGGCAUAGAAGUCGGGAACCCUGAGAAAAUUCCGGAUGGUUACAAGGAGAAAUGGCUAUUAAAUGUCCAUGCAAUCGAUACACGAGGUGUGGAGGAUCGUUUCGGGUGCACAGAGUGCAAGUGCAGUCUGUACAAUGUGACCAUGGAUGAGUUUGGUCGGGCUCUGCCAAAAGAUUAUGAUGGAGGAUUGCAUUGUUGCUAUGACCAGACACAAUGUCAAGUAAGGGCAGGCAUUCAAAAUGUCUCCAGGAUUCUGUAUCUUAAAUACACAGUCAAGUGGCUCAACUGGGUUGAAAACAUUAUACCUGUCAAGAUCUAUAUCUUCGAUGUAACUUAUUCAGGAGAACAUUCAGUUGAUCCAAGUAAAGAAAAUCCUUUAAAUCUGAGUUGUAAGGUGGAGUACGAAAUCAAGUCUUGCAAAGAUAAUGGUGGAUGCGUGGAUACUAAAAGAACACAGUUGGUUAUUCCCACAGGGGGUGAUAUUGUGUAUGGUGUUGCACACCAGCACUCAGCCGGUCUAGGUGCUACUCUCUAUGGUCAGGACGGGCGGGUCUUGUGCACUUCUAAUCCGACAUAUGGAGAUGGGGAAGAAGCAGGGAACGAAGCUGGCUACAUCGUGGGGAUGUCUACUUGUUACCCUAAGCCAGGCUCAGUCCAAGUCGUGGAUGGAGAGAUGUUGACUCUGGAGUCCAAUUACAGCAGCAACCAAGCACAUACAGGAGUGAUGGGGCUUUUCUACGUAUUGGUAGCUGAAGCUGUACCAAAGAGCAAGACCAUGCUAUUUCUCAGCUUUCCUGGUUCUUUGGAUCUGGGGCUCACAAAGCACACUUGGUCCUUCGUCCUCGCCGGUGGUAUGCUAACAGCCAUCUUCGGAAUCAGCUACUUGUGUAAAAGAGGCCGCAGGAAACCAUAUCAACCUCUGGUGCUGACUUAGUGCAAUAGUGGUCAAAAUACUGCUUUCCAACUCGCUUAUUACUUUACUGUACAUGGAACUCUCUCCACAGUACGUGUCUUAGCUCUGGUAGAAAUCAGACAAUGUUCUUUUGUGGUUGUAGAAGAAACAAUGGUUGGAAUAUCUUGUACACAGAUUGAAGAUGAGCUCUGAUAAGGUAUGAGUUUGCACGUAAAUCUUUGCCUCUUAA
This is a messenger RNA of Musa acuminata subsp. malaccensis (wild Malaysian banana), 2175 nucleotides long. Lineage: Eukaryota; Viridiplantae; Streptophyta; Magnoliopsida; Zingiberales; Musaceae. The record is from RefSeq and is a predicted model, not a curated record.